This is a messenger RNA of Trichomonas vaginalis G3, 282 nucleotides long. RefSeq lists its product as uncharacterized. The transcript has a single exon. The record is from RefSeq and is a predicted model, not a curated record. NCBI's taxonomy places the organism in Eukaryota, Parabasalia, Trichomonadida, Trichomonadidae. The coding region runs from base 1 to 282 and encodes 93 amino acids.
AUGAGCUUGGACAAGUUUCAUGAAUUCUUUCAGUCAUGGGUCACUAAGGAAACAGUCACAGUCGAAGAAUUACAAAGUCAUUUCAAAGAAGUAUAUGGCAAUACUCCCCUUACUGAUAUGGAGAGCAUCCGCUUAUGGAAUUACAUUUCCUAUUUGUGCAAUAAAUAUCUUCACAAGGAAUAUGAUUUCUUAAAGUUCGUGGAAGAUUUCCAAUACAUUCUGGAACGAAUGGAUGAAGAAAAACAAAAACAAGGUCCUGGAAUCACCUUAGUAUUCUUAUGA